Mus pahari (shrew mouse) is the source of this 4217-nucleotide messenger RNA. RefSeq names its product tetratricopeptide repeat domain 39B (gene Ttc39b). The transcript has 20 exons. The coding region runs from base 121 to 1974 and encodes 617 amino acids. Lineage: Eukaryota; Metazoa; Chordata; Mammalia; Rodentia; Muridae. The record is from RefSeq and is a predicted model, not a curated record. Gene Ontology annotation, molecular function: protein binding. Gene Ontology annotation, biological process: cholesterol homeostasis; regulation of cholesterol efflux; regulation of cholesterol metabolic process.
CUCGGUCCGGUCGCUCGGGGCCCCCUGGUUCCUUUUCCAUCGGCGCUGGGCUGAACCCAGAGCCCAGAAAAGAGUCGGUUCCGAGUUCCCUGUGGGUGUGCGGCCGCCGCGGAGGGGAACAUGGCGCUCGUGGGCAGCCGAGUGGAAUUGGACGCGGACGAGGAUAUCUUUGAAGAUGCAUUGGAGACCAUCUCUAGAUCUCCGUCGGACAUGGCCACCAGUGGCUUUCACUUUGUACCGUGUGAGACCAAACGGACCUCCAGACAGCUUGGAGCAUCUGCUAUGGGAAGACCUGAAGGUUCGUCAGCCAAGGUGGAUCUCAAGAGCGGCCUGGAGGAAUGUGCAGAGGCACUGAACUUAUUUCUGAGUAACAAAUUUAAAGAUGCCUUAGAGUUGCUCCGUCCAUGGGCCAAGGAGAGCAUGUACCACGCCUUGGGCUACAGCACCAUUGUGGUGUUGCAAGCUGUCAUGACCUUUGAGCAACAGGACAUCCAGAAUGGCAUCUCUGCCAUGAAGGACGCUUUACAAACCUGCCAAAAAUACAGGAAGAAAUGCACAGUUGUUGAGUCUUUCUCAAGUCUCCUCUCCCGAGGGUCACUGGAACAACUGAGUGAAGAGGAGAUGCAUGCUGAAAUCUGUUAUGCCGAGUGUCUCCUACAGAAAGCAGCACUCACAUUUGUGCAGGAUGAAAAUAUGAUCAACUUCAUCAAAGGUGGACUCAAAAUUAGAACAAGUUACCAAAUAUAUAAAGAGUGCCUUUCCAUCCUGCACGUGAUUCAGAAGAACAAACAUGAACAGCACUUCUUCUAUGAGUUUGAAGGAGGAGUCAAGCUUGGAACGGGGGCCUUUAAUUUGAUGCUGUCUCUUUUACCAGCAAGAAUCAUCCGAUUACUAGAAUUUAUUGGAUUUUCUGGCAACAGGGACCUAGGCCUUCUGCAGCUCCGAGAAGGCGCAUCAGGAAGCAGCAUGCGGUCCCCGCUCUGUUGCCUUACCAUCCUGGCCUUCCAUACCUACAUCUCCCUCAUUCUCGGUACAGGAGAAGUGAAUGUUGUAGAAGCAGAGAGUCUCCUCGCACCGUUCCUUCAACAGUUCCCAAAUGGCUCCCUCAUACUAUUCUAUCAUGCCCGAAUUGAGCUGCUCAAAGGGAACGCUGAAAAGGCUCAAGAAACAUUUCGAAAAUGCAUUUCAGUUCAAGAAGAGUGGAAACAGUUUCACCAUCUCUGUUACUGGGAAUUAAUGUGGAUUCAUAUCUACCAACAAAAUUGGAUGCAGGCGUAUUACUAUUCAGACCUACUUUGCAAAGAGAGUAAAUGGUCCAAGGCAACAUAUGUGUUCUUGAAAGCUGCCAUUUUGAGCAUGCUCCCAGAGGAAGAAGUGGCAACGACUAAGGAGAAUGUAGUGUCUCUGUUCAGACAGGUCGAUGGCCUGAAGCAGAGAAUCGCGGGGAAAUCUCUCCCGACAGAGAAGUUUGCUGUGAGGAAGGCGCGGAGGUACUCACCCCCGUCAGGUGUCCCCGGGAAGCUCGUGCUGCCAGCCUUGGAAAUGAUGUAUGUCUGGAAUGGCUUCUCAAUUGUGGGCAAGAGGAAGGACCUCUCUGAAAAUCUCUUGGUGACCGUGGAGAAGGCUGAGGAGGCAUUGCAAAAUCAAGACUUUACUGACUACUCUGUGGAUGAUGAGUGCUUGGUGAAAUUACUGAAAGGGUGCUGCCUCAAGAACUUGGAACGGCCCUUGCAAGCUGAGCUGUGUUUCAACCACGUUGUGGAAAGUGAAAAACUAUUAAAGUACGACCACUAUUUGGUGCCAUUUACGCUGUUUGAGUUGGCAUUUUUGUAUAAAAGCCAAGGGGAAAUUGACAAGGCCAUAAAGGUCCUAGAAACUGCAAGAAAUAACUAUAAGGAUUACUCCCUGGAGUCCAGACUGCACUUCAGAAUUCAAGCAGCUCUUCAUCUCUGGAAGAAACCUUCCACAGACUGAUCAGGAGCACACAGGACGGACUCUUCCCCCCGUUAACACUGACUCUUGGCGCUGGAGAUCAGCCUGUGUCAAGGUGGAACCAUGAUCCUUCAAAUGAGAAACAGAAAGCCUGCUCUCAGGCACUUCCUGUCACCAGAGCGGUGUACUGUUUGGUCUACAUAUUUUCCCCCUAUGGAAUGACAUUUAAUACUAAAUAGAAAUUCUUAUACUCUGCCUUCACAGUAGAUUUCAAUGGGGGGGGGGGAGUCUUUUAAAAGACUUUAGGUACAAUAAAGCCUAGUUAGAUUAUUUAUUUUUUUAAUGUAAAAAUUAAUAUUGUUCAAAUAGCAAAUGGCUUUAUCAGCGGAGCCAUUUUUAGAUUGGCUUGUCCUUUAAACUUCAGAGAUAUUUUACUGCUGUUUAAAUCUCAGAGAGUAAAUAAAUAUCACAUCUAUAAUAAUAUGACAGUGGGUUGGUUUCUGUAGAUUCUGGAAGAGGGAAGUGAGGGGCCUGAGGUGGAUGAAGUAUUCCUAGGCAGAAGGGAUUUGUAUCUCAGCAAGAUAUCACAGUUGUAAGGUUCGGGAUUUCCAGUCCUCUCAUUGGUUGAAGGUGGUGGCAUUUUUCAGAAACUAGCCUGUAUUUGAAUGUACUCAUAUCAGAUCCAAUAAUAGCAUUCAAUCACAUAGACACAUUCCCUAUGUAUCUAAGGGAAUAAAAAACUGUAUUUUAGAACUCCCUAACCUUAGUGCUGAAGCCUGAAAUACAGACCUCCAUUGUGUUUCUUAUAGGAAGGAAAAACUCCUGUUGCUUUAAAUGAUAGGUAAAAUGCCAGUGAUUGUUUACAGUCAUGAUGCUGCUGACCCAGUGCUUAUGGUUCCUUUUAAAUAUUCGGGCUGCAUUUUGGUUCUCUUGAGUAGGAACCCGGAUCAGAGUGUGAGCAGAUGCCCUUCUGGAGUCCCCACACCUGUCAGUCAUUAUUUGUGAAUUAGAAAGAACACCUCAUUUUGUGACACAGAAAACAGGUGGCUUUAAAGUUCCCUUUGGAUUGUAUAACUGUGAGUCUGUGUUAGACAUGUGCAAUAAUGUUUAGCAUUAAUCCAAACUCUUCCCAUUAGAAUGUAGUUUUCAACCUCUCGCUCUCCUCCCAAUCAACAGCCUAUCAAUAGGGGGUGUUACUGCUGAGGGCCAGAUUCCACCCACUGACAAAAAACAGUUAAAGAGUCCAUGAAUCUGGGCUUUUGUCUCAUUUCUAUUAUUUCCAAGACCAGUAACUUGUCUAGAGGGUAGAUGGCUCCACCUUCCCUAGUCAGAGUCCCUCUCUGUUGGUUAAUAGUUAACAACAUAAAGCAAGUAACAUACCUUCUCCAGGACUUGGGUUUUCCAGUGACUGCCUGAGGCCUUCAGAGCUGGUGCAUUUGGUAGCUUUCUGUCCACUGGGGAAGCUGCACACGUAAGAGUGAGUUUGAUAACUAUGGCCUUGCGCAUGGAUUACGAUACCUCUAGUAUCUGCUGAGUCUUUGGUCUCUUGUCUACAGUGAGAUGAAUGUGAGCAUUCAGAACUCUCAGUUUAUUUAUCUAUGCAUUUAGCACUGACAGUGGCCCAGAUCGUGGAGUUGCUCCUGCUGUCCCCUACUGCACUCCCCCAUGCUCAGCAGGCACUGCUGGCCUGUUAUGUGAGGUGCCAUUUCUUGAUCAACAUUGAGGAAGUAUUUUUUGAGGAAGGUGAUUAAUACACUUUGAGUCAGAGGACCAUCCCUUCAGAUAACACGGAGGCAGAAAUCAUUAUAUGUCACUAAUAUGAAUUACACAAUUAGCUACAGAUAGAAGGGGAAAUAAGUUGUCAUGAGCUAUAGAAAUAUAUUUAAUAAUUAUAUAUAUGAAGAAAAGUUUAUAAAUUCUUUAGAAGAGCUUUGAUAAGGUAAUUAAAAAAAACCAUAAUCUAUUCAUACUAUUAAUGUGAUGGGGUGUGGUGGCACGCACUGUUAAUUCUAGCAUUUGGGAGGCAGGAGCAGGCAGAUCUCUGAAUUCGAGGCCACCUUGGUCUAUUUAUUCAAAACUCAAACUAACCAAACAAAAAGAAUACCCAUAUUUUGUGAGAAACUAUCAAAGCUCAUGGUCUGUAAAUUCCCAUUCUGAUAUAAAAAAAAAAAAAAUUAAGCCAAAAAUGACUGUUUUAGGGACUGGAGGGUGUCCCAGCAGUUAAGGGCACUUUCUGCUUUUCCAGAGGACCAGCGUUUUUUCCCAGCACCCAUGGGAGGCAGUCC